Symbiodinium sp. CCMP2592 is the source of this 609-nucleotide messenger RNA. NCBI's taxonomy places the organism in Eukaryota, Dinophyceae, Suessiales, Symbiodiniaceae. The record is from the annotation of a GenBank genome assembly.
AUGGCGGUCAGUGACUGGGAUGCUGCGCUCGGCGCAGAGCUCGAAGGGUCAAACAUUUUUUCCUCUGAGAUUGCGGAGUGCGAAGAGUACAGGACACCCAGCACAUGCGAGUCAGAUGAAAGUACGGAUGUGAGACCUUCUGUUUGGUGGUCAGCAGUUCUGAUGAAAGCAGCUGAGAAUAUUGGUUUGGUCGCUGAUGCACAGACGCCUAGCCAGGCUGCCAAGGUACAUGUGGUCUCAGGCUGCAGCGGUGGCUGUGCUGAAGCUUGGGCUUUCAAGGCUUGGGCAUUCGAUUGCGCAUCUUACGUUCUGGGAGCUGUUGUAGGAGCCCUUCGCAUCGGCUUCGAGAUUGUUUCCGCCUCGGAGAUGAAUCAAGACUUCCGACGCUUCUGCCUCUUGAAUGAUGGGAAUCAUUGCCGGCACUUUUACACUAGCCUGGAGGCACAGUUGGCAUGCGAUGUACCGUGCUUCUUGUGUGUGGAGCAGAAUGCUGCGAAUACUUGCACUGGGCAUUUGGAGGGUCCAGGCGUGGACUUGUUGGUAACAGGGACGCCCUGCGACCCAUUUUCUGUGCAGCGAGCCACGCGGUUUGCAGACUCACCAUGGUGA